Erythranthe guttata (spotted monkey flower) is the source of this 723-nucleotide messenger RNA. RefSeq names its product protein SENESCENCE-ASSOCIATED GENE 21, mitochondrial. NCBI's taxonomy places the organism in Eukaryota, Viridiplantae, Streptophyta, Magnoliopsida, Lamiales, Phrymaceae. Gene Ontology annotation, biological process: response to stress. The record is from RefSeq and is a predicted model, not a curated record. Gene Ontology annotation, cellular component: mitochondrion.
UAAAACCCUAAGUAACCACCCUCCCAUACAAAAAGAGUCUCUCCUUCUUCAUCUUCUUCAUCUCGCCGCUGCAGAAUCUCAGAUUCAGUUUUUUUGCAGCUGCGAUUAAUCACUUUUUUCUCUCUCUCUCUCUCUCUCUCUCCAUUCUCAACUAAGAAAACGAGACAGAAAAAAUGGCUCGCUCUUUCUCCGGCGCUAAGUCCGUUUCCUCUUUCCUCGCCAAUGAAAUCAGGAGAGGAUUUGCUGCGUCAACACAAGGUGUUGUUUCGGGAACCGUGAGAAGUGGAGCUCCGAAUGUGAUGUUGAAGAAAGGAUCCGAAGAGCCCUCCUCCAAAACUGCAUGGGUACCCGACCCGGUUACCGGGUACUACCGACCCGAGAAUCAGGGCAAUGAAAUGGAUCCUGCUGAGUUGAGGGAGAUUCUCAUCAAGAACAAAACCAGUGGAACUGGAAACUAACUAAAUCUGACGACAUGACCGAACCGGGUUUUUUUUCUGUUAAGAGCAUAAUAAUAGGUGUGUUCAAAAGCUCAAGGAAUAUUUUUAAUUAAUUAAUCAGUUAUUUAAAAAUAGAUAUUGUGGGAAUAAAUAGAUAUCCCUUAUUAAUAGCUUUUUACUUUCUCCUAUUUUAUUAUUAUAUAUGUUCCGUGGUGUGACUUGGUGUGGUGAAGGAUAUUUGUUACGUUUCUUAAUAUAAUAAUAAUAAAUUAUUUUUGAAUUUUAU